Messenger RNA from Nicotiana attenuata, 4949 nucleotides. Its product is annotated as ethylene-insensitive protein 2. The transcript is spliced from 8 exons. The record is from RefSeq and is a predicted model, not a curated record. Lineage: Eukaryota; Viridiplantae; Streptophyta; Magnoliopsida; Solanales; Solanaceae. Gene Ontology annotation, cellular component: membrane. Bases 662 to 4633 code for a protein of 1323 amino acids. Gene Ontology annotation, molecular function: cadmium ion transmembrane transporter activity; manganese ion transmembrane transporter activity. Gene Ontology annotation, biological process: metal ion transport; ethylene-activated signaling pathway.
UUCUAUAGUCUCUCUCACAGCUCACACACCAUAACUCCCCAUCUCUCUAGGAUAUGUAUUAUGUACAGUUCCUCUUUAUCUCAAAUAGGGGCUUCUUUUAUUUUAGUAUAUAGAUAUUAGUGCUUCUUUUAAAAGCCUCUGAUCUGAACUCUGAGCACUGAAAUAUAGAGAAAACAAAGAAGACACCAGAAAAAGGAAGAAAUCAGAAUCAGCAAUCGUGUUGUUGGUGAAUGAGAAGGUGUUACUGCCGUGUACUUAUUUGGAGUUGGGUUAUUUAUUUAGUAGCUCGAAAAGACUAUCAUCGUAAUAAGGCGGACUUGUCUAAUUUAUUGUUUGGAGUUGGUUGAUUUAGCAGCUCGAGAAGACUGUCAUCGUAAUAAGGCGCAGUUGUCAAGUUCUUUGUGUCUGUUGGUUUUGGGCGCGGACCUGCUUAUAACUUUCUAGAGAUUACGAGGUGUUUGGUAUCCAGUUUUAUCCAUGCUACAUUGAGCUACGGUCGACAGUUGCAGCGGCAACUGCUACAUAGAAAAGCUGUAAGGGUGGAGCUUCACUGGUUGGCAUCGUAAUUAUUUAGCUUGUUCAUGUCAAACUGGUUGCUUUGUAAUGUGGUUGUGCUAGUUGACUGCGAUCUCUGGGCGUGCUAACUCUUUUAAAAUAAAUUAUGGAAUCUGAAACUCUGACUAUAGAUCAUAGGCAGCCCAGCAUGAUUCAACGGAUACUUUCUGCUUCUGCGCCAAUGCUGCUGAUUGCAAUUGGCUAUGUUGAUCCCGGGAAAUGGGCUGCAAUGGUUGAUGGAGGAGCCCGAUUUGGGUUUGAUUUAAUCAUGCUAGUACUCAUGUUCAAUUUUGCUGCAAUUCUGUGCCAGUAUCUGUCAGCUUGUAUAGCCUUGGUUACAGACCGAAAUCUUGCCCAGAUUUGCAGUGAAGAAUAUGACAAAGUUACGUGCAUAUUCCUGGGAAUUCAAGCUGAGGUUUCGAUGAUUGCUUUGGACCUCACAAUGGUUUUGGGCAUUGCACAUGGGCUUAAUGUUGUGUUUGGAGUUGACCUGUUUAGCUGUGUUUUUCUAACUGCAACUGGUGCCGUUUUGUUUCCACUGCUUGCUUCUCUCUUGGACAAUGGCAGUGCGAAAUUCUUAUGUAUUGGCUGGGGAAGCUCUAUACUACUCUCUUAUGUUUUUGGAGUGGUUAUAAGUCAACCUGAAAGUCCAUUCUCCAUCGGUGGGAUGCUGAAUAAGUUCAGUGGAGAGAGUGCAUUUGCAUUGAUGAGUCUACUUGGAGCAAGUAUUAUGCCUCACAAUUUUUACCUUCAUUCUUCUAUUGUACAGCAAGGUAAGGAAUCAACAGAACUUUCCAGGGGAGCUCUGUGUCAGGACCAUUUUUUUGCCAUUGUUUUCAUAUUCAGUGGCGUUUUCCUGGUCAACUAUGCCGUGAUGAACUCAGCAGCCAACGUGUCUUCUAGUACUGGCCUUUUAUUGCUGACAUUUCAGGACGCAUUAUCAUUGCUCGAUCAGGUGUUCAGAAGUUCAGUAGCACCAUUCACCAUAAUGCUGGUUACGUUUAUUUCCAAUCAGAUUACAGCACUAAAUUGGGAUCUUGGUAGACAACCAGUUGUGCAUGACUUAUUUGGAAUGGAUAUCCCAGGCUGGCUACACCAUGUGACAAUCAGAGUAAUUUCUAUUGUUCCGGCCCUUUAUUGUGUAUGGAAUUCAGGAGCGGAAGGCCUAUAUCAGCUACUAAUAUUCACGCAGGUUGUGGUUGCUCUUGUGCUUCCGUCUUCUGUCAUACCCCUGUUCAGAGUUGCUUCUUCCAGAUCAAUAAUGGGUAUCCACAAAAUUUCUCAGUUAAUGGAGUUUUUAUCUCUUGGCACAUUUAUCGGCUUACUUGGCCUAAAGCUUAUAUUUGUCAUAGAGAUGAUAUUUGGAAAUAGUGAUUGGGUUAAUAAUUUGAAGUGGAAUAUUGGGAGUAGUGUGUCUAUACCAUAUGUUUUUCUCCUCAUUGCGGCCUCUUUAUCUCUUUGUCUGAUGCUGUGGUUAGCAGUUACUCCACUGAAAUCUGCAAGUUCCAGGUUUGAUGCUCAGGCAUUUCUGCAUUCACCUAUGCCCGAGUCAUAUCUGGAGCGUAAUCAAUUCGAUGUGAGUGAUUCUACCUUUAGUCUAGAAAGGUCCGCCCAAAAGCAAGAAGCUGCAUUUCAUGCAGAAAAAUCCUUGGUUGGCCUUCCAGAUUUAUCAACUCCAGAUCCUGAUCAAAUCUUGCCGGAAUCACUCUUGGAUUAUGAGAAGGUCCCUCACUUGGCUACCAUUGAUGAGAGCAAAUCUGAAACAACAUUUUCAGCUCCUCCUCUCAGUCAUCCUGAAGUAUCUGCACCAGCAGGAGAAACUGCCGCAGCAAAAAGUGUUUGUAAUGAGGUGUCUGGUGUUGAAUCUGUGGAUACCAGCGUCUUCAGUACCACCGAUGAAUCUGUGGAUGUCGUAGAGAAGACACUCAGAAUUGAAGGGGACAUGGGCAAUGACAAGGAUGAUGAAGGAGAUUCGUGGGAGCCCGAUAAAGGAGUAUCUGAGAACAACACCCAAUCUUUUAUUUCUGAUGGUCCGGGAUCAUUCAAGAGUCUUAGUGGCAAAGAGGACACAGGGAGUGGUACCGGAAGUCUAUCAAGAUUAGCAGGUCUUGGUCGUGCAGCUAGGAGGCAGUUAACAAUAGUUCUAGAUGAGUUCUGGGGGCAGCUCUUUGAUUACCAUGGGGCGGCCACACCACAAGCGAAGUCCAAGAAACUGGAUAUAAUACUUGGUCUGGAUUCAAAGGUGGACCCAAAACCUGCCCCUGCGUCAUUAAAAAUGGAGAGCAGCAGGAGCGAUUUUAAUAAUGCGUAUAUUCCAUCUGGGAGUGCAAGGGUACCUGAGUCUUUGAUCAACUCAAAUAUAUACUCUCCGAAGCAGCAAUUUGUAUCGGGCACUGUGGACUCUACUUAUAGAGUCCCAAAGGAGCCAUCUUCGUGGUCUAGCCAUAUGAAAUUAUUAGAUGCGUAUGUGCAAAGUUCCAACAGCAACAUACUUGACUCAGGUGAGAGGCGCUAUUCCAGUAUGCGGAUUCCGGCGUCUUCUGCUGGCUAUGAUCAGCAGCCUGCUACUGUGCAUGGAUAUCAGAUUACUGCUUACCUUAAUCAAAUUGCUAAAGAAAGAGGAUCUGACUACUUAAAUGGGCAACUGGAGUCACCAUCUCCUCGUUCUGUAUCAUCAUCAAUGUCGUCAAACUAUGCUGAGCCAUUUGCUCGUGCUUUGGGACAAAAACCUCAGAGUGGAGUGAGUAGUCGAGCACCACCUGGUUUUGGAAAUGUCCCUGUAGCCCGAAAUAAUUCCAUGCAGCCCGUUAACACUCUUACCGACCUUAGCUCUACUGAAAAUGCCGAGAGCGUUGCUGGCGCAGCCAACUCGAAGAAGUAUUACAGCUUGCCUGAUAUAUCAGGACGCUAUGUUCCUCGCCAAGAUUCUGCACUCUCUGAUGGGAGAGCUCAAUGGUAUAAUUCCAUGGGAUAUGGACCGUCUGUUGGUCGAUCAACGUACAAACAAGCCUAUAUGACUGGUUCACUGAGGGCGGGCGGUCCUCAGAGGUUUGAACAUUCGCCAUCUAAAGUCUGUAGAGAUGCUUUCUCGUUGCAGUAUAGCUCCUCCAAUUCAGGGACUGGAUCUGGAUCUGGAUCCCUGUGGUCUAGACAGCCUUUUGAGCAAUUUGGCGUAGCUGGUAAGACGGAUGUUGCUGCUAGCAGUGAUCAUGGAAAUGUGCAGAGUUCAUCUACUCCGGAGAGCACAUCUACGGUCGACUUGGAAGCUAAGCUGCUUCAAUCUUUCAGAAGUUGUAUCGUCAAACUUUUGAAACUGGAAGGAUCGGAGUGGUUAUUUAGGCAAGAUGAUGGGGCUGAUGAGGAUCUUAUUGAUCGGAUUGCUGCAAGAGAGAAAUUUCUCUAUGAGGCUGAAACUAGGGAGAUAAGUAGAUUGACCAACAUUGGCGAAUCGCAUUUCUCUUCCAACAGGAAGCCUGGUUCUGGUUCUGCUCCAAAACCUGAAGAGAUGGAUUACACCAAGUUCUUGGUGAUGUCAGUUCCUCACUGUGGGGAAGGUUGUGUUUGGAAAGUAGAUCUCAUUGUUAGCUUCGGUGUAUGGUGCAUUCACAGAAUUCUCGAGCUUUCACUUAUGGAAAGUAGGCCAGAGCUGUGGGGCAAAUAUACCUAUGUUCUCAACCGUCUUCAGGGCAUAAUAGAUCUGGCAUUUUCCAAGCCCCGUUCUCCAACAAGUCAUUGUUUUUGUCUUCAAAUUCCAAUUGGCCGACAGCAAAAGUCAAGCCCUCCUCCAAUUUCAAAUGGAAGCUUGCCGCCACAAGCAAAACAGGGCCGAGGAAAAUGCACAACUGCACCAAUGCUCUUAGAUAUGAUCAAAGACGUGGAGAUGGCAAUUUCUUGUCGAAAGGGACGAACAGGCACUGCUGCAGGGGAUGUUGCUUUUCCUAAAGGGAAAGAAAACUUGGCAUCUGUCCUCAAACGCUAUAAACGUCGACUAUCCAAUAAGCCAGUAGGAAACCAGGAGGCCGGUGGAGCUGGACCGCGCAAAGUAAUGUCACCUUCAGCAGCCCCUUUCAGCUUGUAACACUUGUUUCUCGGUUCAUAGCAACUGACCGGUGAUUACCACUUUUAGACUUGUGCUUAGUUGCUAUGAAUUUGCUCCUUUCUCUCCCUGUACUGUUCUUUCCCUCUCCCUCCCUUGUAUUUCUCAUGUGUAUUUGAAUCUUGCAGCUUAUAUUCACCCAACCCACUUGUACCUCAAAUCUUGUAUACAAAUAGGAUAAGAAGUUGUAACGAGGUUAUGUAAAACUGCAGCGGUGAAAUGAAACGGGGAUGAAAAGGCGGGAAAAGAUGUUAUUGCAAAAUUGCAGUUUUCUCCCUUUUUUACAUAGUUUAAACUA